AUCAACUACGUCGCGUUGCUCGCUCGCUGUUCUUCUCGUUGCUCCAUUGCUGCUGCUGCUAAUCGCUGACUAAAGUUAAACGUCCGUUCAGUAUAUUGAUUGUUACCUGUAGCUGCUGCAACUGUGCAGGAUGCGCGCUUAAUUUGUUUGACAAACGUUUAGUUUAGCAAGCGGCUCUUCAAAUUUAGAAAUGCAGCGACUGUUGUGUUUAAUUUUUUGCGCCUCCUUGGGCUACUUUGGUUAUCCUGUGCUCGCUGAUAUCGAAUAUAAUACUAUAAAUGCAGAUGGAUCGUUUCAAUUUCGACAUGCAAAUGAUGACAUUGGCGGCUACUAUCAUAGCGCCUCCGGCACUCCAGACAACACAGUGCGAGGUCGUUAUGGUUCGCGUAGUCCAGCGAGCGGCCAAAUCGAAGAGACCGUUUAUACAACCGGACCACGUGGCUUUCGCGUAAACGGCCCUAAGAUUCAUCGCAAAAUGGACUUGGCGCAGUAUCCGGUGCGUCCACGUGGCAGUCCCGAUGAUCCGCUUGCUGAUCCUUAUGACGAUCCAUCCUAUAGCUUCAGCUUUCGCACACCAGAUCAGUCGCGCAGCGAGGAGAAUGAUGCCACCAAUAGAGUGAGAGGUCUUUAUUCCUACCUGGAUGAUGUGGGUGAGCGUCAUAGCGUGCGUUAUGCAGCUGGCGCCGGCACUGGCUUUGAGAUCUCCAAUGCGGUGCCGGAUAAUCCCAUCAGUGUUGGCUAUGCCAAUCCGCUGUACAAGGCGCCGCCCAGAACGCGUGGCAAGAUGUCGGUGCAACGUGGUCCAGCGGGCACUUAUAAGCUGAUAGCAGCUGGCCCGGAUCAUCGACGUGCCGAAAGUCGUGCCUCGGACGGUUUGGUGCGUGGCACUUACUCCUUUCUGGAUGACAAGGGCGUGCAGCGCACUGUGGAGUAUAUUGCGGGUGCAGGCAUAGGCUACAGAGUGGUGAACAAUCGUGUGGGUCCUGGCACGCAUAAUAAUCCUUCGGUGGCAGACUUUCGCUUGAGCGACACAGAUUUCCGCUUGGCAAAUGAUUUUGGCAGAGGUGCAGGUGGUAGAUUGGGAGGCGGGGGCGGCGGAGGCACAAGCGGUGCAGGUGCCAGUGCUGUCGGCUCUGGACCUGCUGGUGGUCGCGGCGGCACUGCAGCUGGCACGGAUUAUGUAAAGUCAGCAGCAGGCAGCAGAACUGCCAUUGAGGAGAGCGAUCUUGGUGCUGAGGACGAAGCGCUGGGCAAUGAUGUCACAGGCAAUGGUGAAGAUGUUGGACCAAGCGGCUCAGCUGGAGGCAGAGGCAAAGAAGAUAGACGUGGCUAUGCAGCAGGUGGACAGGGGCAACGUGGCAGCACCAGAUAUGAUGGAGGCACUGGCGGUGGUGGCGCUGGAGGCGGCACUGGCAGCGCAACUGCUGGUGGUGGUGGCUUCAGGGAAAGCAGCACAGCAGGCAGCAGAACACGCAGACCAGGUGGUGGCGCAGCUGGUGCUGCAAGUCCAGCACGCGGUGGCACCAGAAAUCGCAAUAGAUUCAACACUGCUGGUGGCGCUUCAGCUAGCGCGGACUUCUUGCCCAGCAGCACCGCUGUUAGUGGACCGGGUGACAACUACAAUCUGAACGAUGACGAUGUGGGCGGCUCGUUGCCGCCGCUGGUCACUGCCAAUCAUCGCAUACUGGAGAUCGAUCGGGAUCGUGAGUGGGUGCAGCGCCAUCGCGACUCCACUGUGAUCAAGAAUGUGGGCAAGUGGUAUGUGGGUCUGCCGCCGGGACAGAGCGUGCGCGCGCAUGUGCAGAACAUUGAUCUGGUGCCGCUGGGCGGUCGCGUCAACUUGUCGCCAUCGGAGGCGCUGCGGCAGGACGAGAUUGCCGAGCUGAGCGCCUCCAGGGAGCACUAGCUGCGAGUAGCUGGCGUAGUCUUAAGUAAAUUGCAAACUAAAACUGGGUCUGCCUGCGGUGGCGCCACAAGUAAACUGUAACAGUAUUUAUGCCUAAAAUACAAAAGCGAA
Drosophila busckii is the source of this 2017-nucleotide messenger RNA. RefSeq names its product fibroin heavy chain (gene Cpr73D). The record is from RefSeq and is a predicted model, not a curated record. Bases 191 to 1906 code for a protein of 571 amino acids. Gene Ontology annotation, molecular function: structural constituent of chitin-based larval cuticle. The transcript has 4 exons. Lineage: Eukaryota; Metazoa; Arthropoda; Insecta; Diptera; Drosophilidae. Gene Ontology annotation, cellular component: chitin-based extracellular matrix.